AUGGCUAAACAUGAGAAUCUUGUUGCAGCAUAUUUCGUGGUCAUUGGUGCCGGUGUCGUAGGCCUCGCCCAAGCCCUUGAACUGCGCGCGAGAUAUCCCAAUGCCAAAAUUGUGGUGGCUGGAAAAUUUCUGCCUGGAGACUCAGCGCCCGAGUACACUUCUGCUUGGGGAGGCGCAAACUGGUUCCCUGCUGCGAGAGACAAUGGACCACAUGAAGAUAUGGAGGCUAUCACAUACCGAAAGUUUGGAGAACUCAGUGCUACGCGACCCGAGUGCGGCAUCAAACCCAUGAACAUCCGAUGGCAUUACGAGCAGGCAAUUGAUGAAGUUGGAAUCAAGACACCGGCUACGGGAAAGUUGUGGUUCGAGGAGCUUGUAGGCGGAUUGACCGAAAUCCCGAAAGAAGAGCUGCCUGACGGCUGUGCCUUUGGCUACGAGAUGGCCAGCUUUGUUAUCGAUGUCCAAAAGUAUUUGCCAUGGCUGCAGACUGAGUGUACGAGAUUGGGCAUCGAGGUUCAUCGAAGGGUUUUUGACCACAUUCGUGAUGCAUUCCGAGCGUAUCCAAAUACCACAGCGAUUUUCAAUUGUACAGGCCUCGGAGCUCUGACGCUAGGUGGAGUGGAAGACAAGAAGAUAUUUUCUGCUAGGGGUCAAAUCGUACUAGUAGAAGGUCCUGAGAAGCCAGUUCGCAAAAUGUACUUCCGCGCACCUCAUCGCGACGGUGAAGCCACACAUAUCUUUCCGAGAGGAGAGCGCGGAGGCAUAAUACUUGGAGGUUGCCGACAGAAAGGUCGAUGGGAUGGCGAGCCUGAGAUGGAUUUCGCGGAACUUAUCAAACAGCGUUGCUGUGCCCUGGUCCCCGAGCUGGGCCGCCCUGAAGAUUUGAAGGUGAUCAAGCAUGGAGUAGGGCUAAGACCUGGGAGAGAAGGUGGGUCUCGAGUUGAGGCUGAGGCAAUUGAGGGCAAUCUAGUGAUUCACAACUAUGGCGCAGGAGGAACUGGAUUCCAAGCAGGAUGGGGGCUAGCACAGUAUGCGGCGAAUCUGGUCCCCAACCGCCUGGCGCGCUUAUAAAGCAUGUAGCAGAAGCUUUAGCCAAUCUUAGGUCAAUUCUUAUCGCAAUGG
Parastagonospora nodorum SN15 is the source of this 1122-nucleotide messenger RNA. RefSeq lists its product as hypothetical. The coding region runs from base 1 to 1071 and encodes 356 amino acids. Lineage: Eukaryota; Fungi; Ascomycota; Dothideomycetes; Pleosporales; Phaeosphaeriaceae. The record is from RefSeq and is a predicted model, not a curated record. Gene Ontology annotation, molecular function: D-amino-acid oxidase activity; FAD binding. The transcript is spliced from 6 exons.